AUGUCGGAACGCCAGGACUCCGAGUGUCAGAAGCAUGAUCUUCCAAAGUCAUUGCAAGGUACCGAGGACGCGGAGGUGAUCUGGAGCAUGAUACUGGAGCGAUUUCCGAAUGCUGCGCCUCUGCUGUGCGAGAUGGAGGCGGUGGUAGACCGCGCCGAGGAUCUUCUCCAGCAGUUGCGGGCACCCUGUCAACGGGAAAUCGAGACUUCCACCUCCUUCUGCACUCCUGACUCCGAGAACUCCAGCAUGUUAAUUUCCGCGAGGGAAUCCUUGUCCAUCGGAAACGAUUCCUGUUUAUUAAAGAAUGCAGAAAACGGUGGCAAAAGCGUCGCAGGAGUGCAGGUGUCGGAUACCAACGUCCACGACGCAGAUGUUUCACCUGAUCAGAAUGACAUUGCUCAAUCGAACGAGUCGCGCACGGUUAUUCGACGAUCCGUGCUUCCCAAAGACAACGCACUCGCUGAGCAGAGGGCGAAGGAGGCGCGCAGUUUGGAAGAAUGGGAGAAGGUGGUGGACAUUGCCAUGAAGAAAUCGGUUGAGGACGAUGUAAACGAUGGCUUCCGCGAAGACGCCAUUGAUGCGGACCGGAAGCGUUCUAAGAGCAAAGAGCGGAGACGAAAUAGGUCCAGCUCUGAUGAAGCUGAGAAAGGUUGCAUUAUACUGCACCAGCAAGAGAAAUGCGCGGCCGUUGGUGACUCUACGAUCGAGGUCGAUUCGAAUCAAACUAUUAGCAGCCAAGAACUAAUCGAAACUAACGACGACACCGCGACUAUGCUUAAAGGAAGCGGCGACGAGAAUUCACUGAGAAUCCCAGAGAAGCGGACGCCAUUGUCUAUCCUCGAAGCCUACGCGAAGCGCUGUAAAGUUCAGGUGGCAUAUCAGCAUGUGACCGAUGGUCCGUAUCGGUAUAAAUCGAACGUCUUCGCCAUACGUGGCAGCCUCGGUGGAUUUACCGCAACCACCCUCGGAGACAGCGAGGAGACCGCUAAGAACAGCGUGGCUACUAAGAUACUCCAGAUGAUCGCCAAUCAACAAAUGGACGACGGGAAACUUGGCACACUCGCGUAUCUCUCGAGAGACGAAAUGCUGGAGAUAAGCAAUCUCUGUCUGAAGAGUCCAAGGACAACGGGCCAAAGAAGACUUUACCUGCUCUGCCUCGAGGAAGAUCAACCAGUGCCGAAGUACACCGUUGAAAAAGCAGGAACCUACGAAGGCUUCAAUUAUUCCGCCACUUGUUCCGCGUUGGGCUGCACCAGUAAAGGUCGAGGCGUUCGGGAAUGCGUUGCGAAAAAGUCAGCCGCUGAGGAACUGUACCGUCGUUACUGCCAAGGCCAAAGAUCGAGUACAAAGGUAACUGUUUGA
Nomia melanderi (Alkali bee) is the source of this 1362-nucleotide messenger RNA. RefSeq lists its product as uncharacterized. Lineage: Eukaryota; Metazoa; Arthropoda; Insecta; Hymenoptera; Halictidae. The record is from RefSeq and is a predicted model, not a curated record.